UGAUCAUGUUUAAAGAUUCUCGGAGAGCUUUAAGUGUUGUCUUAGUGUUAUCAAUUUGCUAACGUUUACUUACAUCAUAAAUGAUCAAAGACUAGACAAACUUUCAAACACGGUAAAAAAGGAGUGAAGAACAUUUAGAGGGUGCGGCUGACAUGGCACUAUGGCCAUGGCGUAUAUGCAUGGUGGACCUAUAGUGACCAAUGGGAGUAUGAUAAGUUAGACUUUUGUGAAGUGAUUAGGAUGUUUAUGAGCCACAAGUUCUUGACAGAUUUAUCAUAGUGAACCCUGAAAUAAAUUUUAUAUUUCUAUAUAUCUCUAUAAGGCUAUAGCAUAGUUUUAAAAAUGCCUGCAAGCAGACAGAAAAUCAAACCUAACCAAAACAAAUUUAAAUUAUUUUAAAUCGAUAUAAAUUGGUCUAAAUCAAUUAAAUUCAAUAAUAAUGUGUACAAAUCUACAAAUUUGUGUAAUUUAUAAUUAAAUCGAAAAACUAAAGUUUUAUAUAAAUUUCUAAUAUAUAUAUAAUACAUCAAUAAUUUAUUAACACCCGUGUAAAUCACAUCGUUUAAGUUUCGGAUUAAUCCGCCUAGUCACUAGUUUUCUUGAACGCUCAAUUACUGUCUAGCAUUUCUUAAACACUGAGAGUAUAGCUUACAUCUUGUUUGAAUUUGAUGGAAAAUCAUAUGCAUAAACUAUCAUUUGACACACACAAAAAAGCAUUACCAUUUUUUCAAAAAAAAAAAAAAGUAUUACCAACUAUAAAAAAUUAUAAAUAAAUAAAAGAUUUCGAUGGGCUAUGAUGAAAAGGAAAAGCCCAUGGGCUAGAGAUGCUUUCGCAUUUCAGCCUCGUUUAAACUCGAUUAUGACAAAUCCGACAUUUUCAAAUUCCCUCUGAAUCUUCUGAGAGACGCUCUUACUCAACUAACAAGAUGACUCCGCCAUUGCUGAAGCUCGCGUUCGUCCAAGGUCCAAGAGAUGGCGAAUCUCUCGAGUACAAGCCCGGAUCUACUAUCCGCAUCGGCCGAGUCGUUCGCGGUAACGAAAUCGCGAUUAAAGACGCCGGAAUCUCCACCAAGCACCUCCGAAUCGUAUCCGACUCCGAGAACUGGAUAAUCCACGACCUUGGAUCUUCCAACGGCACCAUACUUAACUCGGAUACUCUCGAUCCAGAUACUCCAGUCAAUCUCGGCCAAGGAGACGUGAUCAAGCUUGGUGAGUAUACUUCCAUUGUAGUGAGCUUCGAGACUGGUGUUCAGGUGGAGGAGGAGGAGGAGGAGGAGCAUAAGCUUCCCCCGAGGCCGAGGAGAAACAACAGGCGCCUUCCUGUUGCGGAUCCGGAUCCGGAUCCGGUUCAGGAGAAACCAAAGCGCAGGGGUAGGCCCCGGAAGAACGAAACGAAAGAAGCUGUUCCGGUGGAGAAAAAUGCUCAGGGAAGUAAGAAGAACACUGAGGAUGUUGAGAAUUUGGGUUUGAAUCCAGUGAAAUUGGAGAUUGAGGAUAUUCCUAAGGGAGUGGAGAUCUCAGCGGUGAAGAGAGGGACAAGGAGCAGGCAGAUCCGGAAUGUGAAGUGUGAGGAUGAUGUUAUAGAGGAGGAGAAGAGAAGACCUUCAAGGGCUACCAGGAGCACUAAGAAAGAGAUUGGUGGAGAUUCGUUUCAGGAGCUGGAGAGGGUCUUGAACCAAGCUCGUAAAAGCCGUGCGAAUAAGAAGAAAGUGGAGAGCGCUGUAGAAGAGAUGGAAGCUAGAAAUGAUGUUGGAGAGGGGAAAGGUUGCAGUGAAGCAAGUGAUAAAGAAAAUGAGAAUGUAGAGCAGGUGGAGAUUGAUUCAAGGAAGAGCACAAUGGUAGGAGAAGAGGACCUGAACUGUAGUGUUAGAGAAGAUUUAGAGACAGAGAACUUCCAAGAGGAAAGAGACAGUAAGGGCGAGGGGGGUGGAGUUGAGACAUCUAAGAUGGUAGAGCAGGUUGAGAUUAAGUCAAGGAAUAGCGCAGUAGUAGGUGAGGGGGGCCUGGACUGUAGUGUUAGAGUGGAUGUAGAGACAGAUAACUUAGAAGAGGAAAAAGACAGUAAGGGCGAGGAGGGUGGAGUUGAGACAUCAGAUGGAAAGGCUGAGCAGGGAUCCAGGAAUGAAAAGAAUGUAGAGAAGGUAGAUUUAGAGAAGAUGACACUAGGAGACUGGUUUGCAUACAUGAAAGUACACUUGAGAAAACAGAUAGUGGAUGAGACAGAGAAGUUGAUAGAGGAUAUGAGAAGUAAAUCUUUGAGAGUUCGCCACCAUAUUGAAGAGCAGAAGCAAGCAAAGGGACAAGGGCGUUCGAGUUAGUUUGACAUGGUUAGAUCAUUAGCUAUUGUGCUAGGCUUAGUAUCAUGACUUGUUAAGUUAGGUUGCUAAGAUGUUUUAUCGGCUUUAUGUUAUGUCUUUCUGUGGGUGAGAUUGUCUGUAUCUAUAUAACUCGGUUGGUGCUAUAAUCUUCAUCAUGGUUUUGUUUGUGCUA
Brassica rapa (field mustard) is the source of this 2490-nucleotide messenger RNA. RefSeq names its product FHA domain-containing protein At4g14490. The record is from RefSeq and is a predicted model, not a curated record. Gene Ontology annotation, molecular function: protein binding. NCBI's taxonomy places the organism in Eukaryota, Viridiplantae, Streptophyta, Magnoliopsida, Brassicales, Brassicaceae.